GUGCCCUCUUCGAGCUUUUCCGUCGCUACGUGAGUCCUUUUCUCCCCUCUCCUGUCCGCUCUCUGCGCGUAAUUUGCUCACGACAUUUUCGUCUCGUCAUAUCGCUCACUGCUCGCCUGUUCCGUGUUUUCACGGACCGUCCGUCUCGCCGUGGUUUCCUGGCGUUUAUUUUUACUUUGCACAAUUCUACCCCCCACCAGCACGAUAACCCCGCUGGAACCGCGGUUGCGCUAUUCAGCUAUAAGAACCGUUCGGCUAUCUCUCAGCAGUUGCUAAAGUCCGCUCCCCGCGCGACAACCGCUGCUGGUUACCCAUCUCACCCAGAACGUGCAGACCUUCUGCAUAGACAGAGUACUUAUACCUCUCUCUUCCCUUCCUCCAUCCCCUUCUUCGUCAUUCCCGCAUCCCUUCAUCUCGCAAAUCGUUAUCACCACCCACCUACCACUUUCUUCUUCUACCAUUCACCUCACUAGAAGCACACGAUGACGAGUGUUGCUACUUUCCAUUCAGAGUUGAAUCGUCUGCUAUCAUCCAAUGCCCAAUGGGCAGCUGAUGUCUCCAAGCACGAGCCUGGCUUCUUUACCGAAUGCGCCAAGGGACAGGCUCCGAAGGUGCUUUGGAUCGGAUGUGCGGAUUCGCGUGUGCCAGAGAGCGUAAUCAUGGCCUGCAAACCCGGUGAAAUCUUUGUUCAUCGGAACAUCGCCAACCAAUUUCACCUGGACGACGACUCGGCUCAGGCGGUGCUCGCUUACGCAGUUAAUCAUCUCGGAGUCGAACACGUCGUCGUCGUCGGACACACCCAGUGCGGUGGCGUUGCGGGCGCAUAUGACGCAGCGUGCAGCCCUUCAGGUAACGCGCUGAAAGCCGGAACGACCCCACUCUCCCGCUGGCUCACCCCACUCAUCCAACUCGCCAGCACCUCCUCCCUUCCUUCCCCCAUCUCCCCCGACGAACGCAUCGCAAUGCUCACGAAACUAAGCGAAGCGAACGUCUGCGCUCAAGUUCAAAACAUCACCGCAAGCGAGGUUAUGCAAUCCGUCUGGCAAAAGGCGAAGACAGGUGAAGACCCGAAGGUUAAGAACGUGUACGUCCAUGGAUGGGUGUAUGAGCUUGAGAGUGGUAGGUUGAGAGACUUGGGUGUGAGUUGUGGACCGGAGGGAAUGGUGGGUAACAAGUUUGUUGGUGGGGAUUUGGAUUUCAAUGUGAAUGCUUAAUGAUGCAGAAGAGGAGAUUGAAAUCAAUACUACUGCCACUACAACACGUAGUAGUAGGGAAUGGUUUUUUUGUGCGAAGUAGAGCAUAU
Molecule: messenger RNA, 1303 nt
Organism: Fomitiporia mediterranea MF3/22
Lineage: Eukaryota; Fungi; Basidiomycota; Agaricomycetes; Hymenochaetales; Hymenochaetaceae
Product: carbonic anhydrase
Exons: 5
Coding region: 483-1214 (243 amino acids)
Biological process (GO): cellular response to oxidative stress; cellular response to carbon dioxide
Molecular function (GO): zinc ion binding; carbonate dehydratase activity
Source: RefSeq, a predicted model, not a curated record